AUGUUUGCCUCUUCAAAUUAUACAACCGAAUCAAAGUCAGGCGAGUCAUCCGAUAAUAACGAAGAAGAAGUAGCAGGAGCAGAAGCAGCAGGAGCAGAUGCAGAAGAAGAAGCAGAAGAGGAGCAGAUGGAGGAACAUGAACAGGUAAUAAUAAAAGAGGAGCCGAGCACUUCGGACAUAUACGACGUGCCCGUGGCACAAGUGCAGGCACCACCCUCGCCACCCUCGCCGCCCUCACCGCCUUCGCCACCCGUGCAGCCCGCGCAACCGAGGAGACUAGGCCGACCCAGAUCGUACAUGAGGAGCAAACUGACACAGUCCAUGAAACGAAAGCUACCGAGGGACCACGACUCCCUCGACGGCAAGCUCCUAGAGACUCUGAAGUUGUUGAAGAAGUCAGAACUGUCGCGGAAGAAAGACGAGUGCGACAGCUUCGGAGAGUACAUAGCGAUGUCGCUGAGGAAGCACGACGAGCGCACACAGAGCAUGAUCAAGCAAGCCAUCAACAACAUACUGUUCGAGCAGGAGAUGAGGUUGUACAGCGCGGGACAGUACACCGUGGUGCUCACCGGCACUGAGGAGAACCCACUCGUCUUUGAGGCCAAAUGAACACUUGUGGUAUCUGUACUGUGUCUGUGUGUAGCAGCCGAUGUGGCACAAAGUCUGAUCGAAUAGCUAAUUCUUGGUUACCUGUGCCGUGACACUAAGUAUAUGCGUAUUGUGUAUUAUAGACUGAUUACAAAACUUAUAUAUUUGUAAGAAAGGUUUCUUUGUAAUGUAAGUAUAAAAUGGAUGUAGAUUGAAAUUGUUACUCUCAGCAAGUUAAUUUUAUUAGCUUCUCUAUUACACAACAAACAUUGGAAUUUAUUCUGUUUUUUAUCAUUCCUCGUAAACUUGAUGCGACUUUCUAGUUCAUGUUUUGAAGUAUUCAUUUGGUACUUGCUUUCUUUGAGAAUACGAAGGAAGUCGUGUAACAUAGAGAGUUUUGUAAACAGUGCAUAAUGCGUAGUCGUAUCUACUGAAAUUGUUUACUUGGGAAUGGGUAAUACACGUACCAUUUGAAAAAUUUAAUUUAAAUUAGGUAUUUGCUAUACUACAAAGUUAACAGGAAAACACCACAGUUCUCCGAACUGCACCUAAUUAUUAGUGAUGAAUAAAAGAAGUCUACACUAGCACAUUAUACAUGUAUCGUCAACUACAUUGCAACAAGUACGUUGUGCUCACUUUACGUGCUUCCAUUAGUUUUUACAUCUAUCAAUCAAUUAUUUAGAGCAGCCCGAGUACGUGGCUGCUCACACGCAGACACUCUCCUACUGGUGUCACUCACCAUUGCUGCCUCACCACUCUCUCCGGCCCGCGCCUUCCUUCUGAGUCUGCAAUGCACAUCAAACUAAUCUAUUUUACUUCAAUGGGGAUUCUGUUUGUUUUAACUCCAGCAGUAGUGUUCGUGAGUAUCUUAUUGUAGCGUGUACAUCGCUGGCUGUGGACUGCAGGUGACUUGGUUACGGUGAAGUUGCCAUGCAUCGGAUGCUGAACAUGUAGUUUCAGUUUCGACAAGAGCAACAGCUUGGUAAGGUGCAUCACGCCACCUACGUCACGUAGCGUGUGUAUGUGUGUGUAUUUCGCGUGCAAUCUAGCAAUGCAUUUGCAUUUAAUUGGCUUCGGUUACAAGAAAUUGUUGCCCACAGCGAGCUGGUGCUAGUUGAAUCAUUCUUCAAUUCAAUCGCUCCAACGUUUCUCAUUAUUGUAGUUAAUGUGUGUAAUUGGAUGUUGCCAGUGUUGCCAGCGUCUACAGUUGUCCGUGAAUGACGAAUGUGUUGUGUCGGCGCGCGGCGGGUCGCGAGUCGCGACACUUCAAUAUGUAUGAGACGUUCUUGUUAUUCACUACAGACUCUAAAGUUGACUAGGUUUGGAGGCACAUACCUACCUAUGUACCACGUGUUACAUAUCAUUAUCAUACAUCACAUAAUGUAGGUAUACAUUUCGCUCAUACAUAUAAUAUCAUUGUUGUGUUCAAUGAAACAAAAAUAUCACUUCGUUUGCUUACUUAUAUAAAGUGUUAACAAUAAGGUUUGACCCCGGCCGUUCUGUUUGACCCCGGUAUAAUUCAGUUCGGUGAGUCACGCGAAUGCUUGAAACAAAGCUGAAUGUGAAUGAGUUCACGUAUUUCAUGAUUCUAGCAUAAAUUAUACGAAAGUAAAUUGUUUGCGCGGAGCUAAUAAAUAUAUUACGUAUCGUUGCCAAGUGGGUGUGGCAGUGGCUUAUCAUCCCGCGCAUGCGUACUGCUGUGGGCAAUGGACUCGCCCGCUAGUUGCCAGGCACAUGAUGUUCCACCGAGGACCUACUACUUGUAGCUAGGUAGCUAGGUACAGGUACACGAGUACGCCAAGCCUGUAGGUAUGUAAGGAUCUUGUGUCUGCAAUAUAUAUCUAAUCAUUCUAUCACAAAGGCAGUGAAAAUAUGUUAAUGCUGGUAGCCGUAGUCACCCACCUGCCGCAUUACAAACAAUAAGGCAGGUCUAAACAACAUACUUAAGCUAUGACACUAUGAGAAAAGGUUAACAAAUAAAAUGUAUUCCUUCCAAGUGUGAGUUGAACCAAAUCCACUGUUCAGCAGCACUAAGUGUAUGAUUAACUUGAACUUUCGUUACCAACAUUCACUUCCUUCACAGAGUAUGUAUGAACUGGCAGCCAUGUUGCAUCACCCGCCGUUGCUCGAACACAUACUAUCGUGAAAUUGCAUCAGUCAAUGAAUUAAUUCGCAUUUAAUUUUCCUCAAUGGAACUUUUAUAUGAGGAAAUAGAAAACUGUUGCUUUAGGAAAUACUUACGUACAAAUAAACAUUUUACUGAAUCCGGUGUAGUGCUGUAUCUACUGAGGCAAUAUCUAUCUACUGGAAAUGUGGUAUGGACUUUUAUUGAAAAGUAAUUUAUAAAGUACCGAAUAGUUUUGCAAGUAAGCUUAGUGGGGGAAGGACAGCAAUACCAUAUUAACGUGAAUCAUAAAAUAAAAUGACCCGUCAUCUGUGACGAUAACCUUCUCCGCAUCGUCUUCAGAACUCCACUCUCUUGCACUAGUAGUUUGAUAAAAAAAUGUUCAAAUGAUACUCGACGUCACUCAUCGAGUAGUGACUAGAGGUUGAGGUCAAAUUGCAAGAGUGGCAUGCGAUCACAACACUGAAACAUUGCCUAAUAAAUAGUCACUAAAUCAUAUCAUCUAUUAAUAUCUAUCAGGUCGAGAAACAUGUUCUCGCCACAUGUUCAGGCUAGCAACGGACAACCGUACAUACAGUCAUUAAGUCAAUGAAGUGGAAUUAUUAUAAUUGCGUGUAAUUUAAGAUACCUACACUGUAACAUCGGACUGACAUCAAAUAAAAAUCUUCCAUUCAUU
Molecule: messenger RNA, 3389 nt
Organism: Spodoptera litura
Lineage: Eukaryota; Metazoa; Arthropoda; Insecta; Lepidoptera; Noctuidae
Source: RefSeq, a predicted model, not a curated record